GUCUCCGCCGCUGCCGCCCUGUCCCGCCCCAGGGCAAAGGUCGGGGAGCGGGGCUCAGGGGGGCGGAGGCGGCCGCGAUUGGCCGGGGGCGGGGCGGCGGGGACGCUGCCGGGGCCGGAGCGGGAGCGGAGCCGGCGUUGCGGCCGGGGCGCUGCGGCCGGGGCCAGGGCGCAGCGAUGGUGGACAGCGUGUACCGGACGCGGUCGCUGGGGGUAGCGGCGGAGGGGCUGCCGGACCAGUACGCGGACGGGCGGGCGGCGCGCGUGUGGCAGCUGUACAUCGGGGACACGCGGAGCCGGACGGCCGAGUACCGCAGCUGGCUCCUGGCGCUGCUCCGGCAGCACCGCUGCCGCUCCGUGCUCGACGUGGCCUGCGGCACCGGGGUGGACUCCAUCAUGCUGCUCGAGGAGGGCUUCCAGGUGACGAGCGUAGACGCCAGCGACAAGAUGCUCAAGUACGCGCUAAAGGAGCGCUGGGAGCGGCGCAAGGAGGAGCCCUUCGACCGAUGGGUCAUUGAGGAAGCCAACUGGCUCACCCUGGAGAAGGACCUGGAGAAGCCGGGGGACGGGUUUGAUGCAGUCAUCUGCCUGGGCAACUCCUUCGCACACCUGCCCGACUUCAAAGGGGACCAGAGUGAGCACAAGCUGGCCCUGAGGAACAUUGCCAGCAUGGUGCGGCCUGGGGGAGUUCUGGUCAUUGACCACCGCAACUACGACCACAUUCUGGCCACGGGCUGCGCACCGCCCGGCAAGAACAUCUACUACAAGAGUGACUUGACCAAGGACAUCACCACCUCGGUGCUGCUGGUCAACAACAAGGCGCACAUGGUGACCCUGGACUACACGGUGCAGGUGCCUCCCAUGGAGUCAGGAGCAGCCCCAGAACUGAGCAAGUUUCGGCUCUCAUACUACCCACACCGGCUUGAGGCCUUCACAGCCCUCCUGAAAGGUGCCUUCCAGGGGAAGUGCCAGCACACCGUCCUGGGCGACUUCCAGCCCUACAUGCCUGGGCAGGCCCACAUCCCCUGCUACUUCAUCCACGUCGUCAAGAAGACAGCCUGAGGGGGCCCGUGGAGAUGGGACUGUGGUGGCUGAGAGCUGCAUGUGGCUCUGGGGACCAGCACAAGGCUGGGGAUGUCACUGAGAGGUCCCUGGGAGACCCCUCGCCUUCAUUAAGAGCACUCAUGAGAGCUACUGGA
This is a messenger RNA of Colius striatus (speckled mousebird), 1198 nucleotides long. RefSeq names its product glycine N-methyltransferase (gene GNMT). The record is from RefSeq and is a predicted model, not a curated record. Lineage: Eukaryota; Metazoa; Chordata; Aves; Coliiformes; Coliidae. The coding region runs from base 177 to 1061 and encodes 294 amino acids. Gene Ontology annotation, biological process: regulation of gluconeogenesis; one-carbon metabolic process; protein homotetramerization. The transcript is spliced from 6 exons. Gene Ontology annotation, cellular component: cytosol. Gene Ontology annotation, molecular function: glycine N-methyltransferase activity; glycine binding; S-adenosyl-L-methionine binding.